UAUUAUUCCGGGCAACAACACUCUUCGUCGGUCAAUCACUAAGUGUCGACUCGUGGGUUAGCAUUAUCUUCGUCAUGGCACGUGGCAGAGGACUCCUGAGGGGCCUUGUUUGUCCUUUGGGAUUUUUGCUUCUCCUACAGCUCGGCGCCCUGGCAGAAGGGAGAAUAUACUUCAGACGACGCAUGGGCAUGGUCGAAAACUUCCGGGAGAGGGCGCUGGAUGUCUGCGUGAAGCCCUUUAACCCCAGGACGCGAGUGGACUUUAAGCUGAACGUGGUGAAUCUAGGGUCAGCGAGAGACGUGACCGUCGGUACCGUCUCCCUCAGGAAGAACCAGCUCUCGGAGGGCACCGAACAUGUCAUCAGUGCUAGUCAUUUCGUGGAAGAGGGAGAGCACAAGAUGAAAGUGCUAGUUGACGGCAUUGACACACCGUACGAAAAGGCUCAGGUUUACGCCCCCAGUGAUGAUUACAUAUUUUACGAAUACACCAUCUGGCUCAGGGGACGCGCGAACAUCACUCAGUGUAACGUGACGCCGAAAACGACAACUACAACGACGACAACCUCAACGACUACAACAACGACUACAACAACGACCCCUCGGCCAGCUCCAACAACAACGACUCCUACAGAACGACCAACGGCUAAUGAAACGAUUCUGUUUAGAAAAACAGACAUGAACGAAGCGCCCCGCCAGUUCACAGAAGAUGAUGACCUGACCUUCGAUGAACUUUCUGAGGGAGAAAUGCCAUCGGUCGAUGCCGGGACUGAGCCGACCAGUCACACUAAUACAACAUCGGAGACGGAGGAAUGGUGGGCCUUCGUGUGGGUGAUGGGGGACUUCAAUGGCUUCCCUGUCCUCUUGCUGCUGAUUGUCACCUUCAUCGUCGGGCUCGGCCUCGGCGCCCUCUGCACGCUCUGUUGUGAGGUCUACUUCAGCAAGAGGAAGGACGUCGACAAGGGACACGAGGUCGACCGCAAGUUCUCCAACUACACGAGUUUCCGGACGGACUACUACCCGAGGCUCUCCACCACCACGACCCUCACCAGCACCCUCAACAACGCCCGCGUCGACAACGAGGCCAACCACAACAACCCGAUGAGCCAGUGCCCGCCGCCCUCGCCCCCGUGCUCGUCCCCGCCCGACACCUACAGCAUGCCCCACGAUGCCCACCGGGAACGCGCGGGCUCGAUGUCUGUCCACGACGAAACCCUUCCCCUGAACUACCCGCUGACGUACCCGGACCGCGACCCGCAGAACUCCAAACUCCUGCACACGUUCGGCGGCCAGUCCUACCGGGAGUCCGAGUACCAGUGAGUCCUGCGGGGAGAGACUGGUACCUCGAAGUCCCAGAGGAGGGUCGGCAGGUAUCAAGAGUAGGAAUGAUCGUCAUGGAAGACCUUACAUGAAAGAAGGGAGCCGUUCCAUCGCGUCGAUUUUACGCAGCGACGUUUUUGUCAGUGUGUUUCACCGCUGUUGAUUCCCUUUAACUGGUGCUAAAGUGUCGUGUAAUCAGCGACGUUGGAAUUGUGAUGUUAGGUUAGGUUUUACUUGUUUUCGACAAAGGUAACUUUUUUCCAGUGAAAUGAUCUGGAAUGUCGAUGGAUUUGGCGAGAGAGGUGGAGGGGAAGCAACCUGGUAUACUCUGAAAUUCUCACGUUGAAGAGUAUUCUAGUCAAAAGAACGGGAAAUGCGGCUUUUAUGAGAAUGCAUGGAAUAUUUCGGUGGAAUGUUCAUAUACAAGAAUCGAUAUUUUUUGGUAAGCUAUAAGAUAAUAUGAUCUGACCAAUGAUUACUGUCUCAUUAUGAUACUGAUUUUAGUUAGUUCACUGAUUUCUGUCUGUGAUUUGCAAAGUAAAUGAUUUAAGAGAGAGAGAGAGAGAGAGAGAGAGAGAGAGAGAGAGAGAGAGAGAGAGAGAGAGAGAGAGAGAGAGAGAGAGAUACAACUUAAUGUUCUGUGAUAAAUAGAGAAAAUAUGCCUAUUUGUAGACCUUUGGUCCGUAUAUCAAUUUUCAUUUUGGUAAAACAUCCUUAGUUGAUGUAUUAAAAGCAAUAAAAAAAGAUACCCAC
Molecule: messenger RNA, 2069 nt
Organism: Penaeus chinensis
Lineage: Eukaryota; Metazoa; Arthropoda; Malacostraca; Decapoda; Penaeidae
Exons: 6
Coding region: 75-1316 (413 amino acids)
Source: RefSeq, a predicted model, not a curated record